Messenger RNA from Pomacea canaliculata, 2522 nucleotides. Its product is annotated as probable beta-D-xylosidase 2. The coding region runs from base 182 to 2410 and encodes 742 amino acids. Gene Ontology annotation, biological process: xylan catabolic process; arabinan catabolic process. Lineage: Eukaryota; Metazoa; Mollusca; Gastropoda; Architaenioglossa; Ampullariidae. The transcript has 13 exons. Gene Ontology annotation, molecular function: alpha-L-arabinofuranosidase activity; xylan 1,4-beta-xylosidase activity. Gene Ontology annotation, cellular component: plant-type cell wall. The record is from RefSeq and is a predicted model, not a curated record.
UUAAUCACUAUCUAGCAAGACCUCAGUCUUCGGAUUUCUUUUCUACUGUGGUAGCAGAAUCGCUGACACAACAUAGAGAAUUUAAGUAUUAACUUCUAAGGCAAAUAGUGACUAGUUGGCAAGGUGUAGCAUACACACCAUCUGAAAGUUUGUGUCGACGAGGUAGUAGACUGGCACAGACAUGACCAUAAGCGGAAACCGGGGUUUCUUUUUCUUUCUCCUCUUCUGCAUCUACUCCGGCGUCGUCUUGAUUCGGGGAGACUACCCAUUCCGAAAUGUCUCGCUUCCGUGGGAAGCAAGGGUAGACAACUUGGUGUCCUUGCUGACACUAGAUGAGAUCCAGCAGCAGAUGGCGUUUGGAGGACACGGAUCUCAGGUCAGCCCCGCCCCGGCCAUCCCCCGACUCGGGGUGGGGCCGUACUCGUGGAACACGGAGUGUCUGGAUGGAGAUGUGGAUGCGGGGCCAGCCACUUCCUUCCCACAGGCUCUUGGACUGGCAGCUACUUUUAGCCCCGACCUAGUGGAGCGAGUAGCACGUGCCACAGGGCUAGAGGUCAGGGCCAAAUACAACAACUACACCCAACACGGACUGUACGGCGACCACCGCGGCCUCAGCUGCUUCUCCCCAGUCAUCAACAUCAUGAGGGACCCCAGGUGGGGCCGCAACCAGGAAACAUACGGCGAGGAUCCAAUACUAAGCGGUAUCCUAGCAACAAGCUUUGUGCAUGGUCUCCAAGGCAACGACACCCGUUAUGUUCUGGCCAACGCUGGCUGCAAGCAUUUCGACGUCCAUGGAGGUCCCGAGAACAUUCCUGUUGGAAGAGACUCUUUUGACGCCCAGGUGUCAGACAGAGACUGGAGGUCCACGUUUCUACCCGCCUUUAAAGCCUGUGUAGAGGCCGGCACUUACAGUCUCAUGUGCAGCUACAACAGCAUCAACGGUGUGCCGGCCUGUGCCAAUGGAGUGUUACUAACGGACAUUCUGCGCACGGAGUGGGGCUUCACGGGCUACGUGGUCAGCGAUGAGAACGCCUUGGAGCAGAUCAUCACCGGCCAUCACUACGUCAACGACAACGUCACGGCCGCUGCCGUUGCUAUAGAGGCCGGCGUUAGUCUGGAAGUGUCCUCGCAGAACACCCACAAUAUUUUUACCAAUAUCGUUGCUGCUGUUAAAGCUGGGGAAAUCAGCGAGGACACAGUUCGAUCUAGAGUAAAGCCUUUAUUCUACACACGCAUGCGCCUGGGAGAGUUUGACCCGCCGGACAUGAACCCCUACACACAGGUGAACGUGUCCCUCGUCCAGAGUCCGGCACAUCGCGACCUGGCACUGGAGGCAGCAGUCAAGAGCUUGGUGCUGCUCAAGAACCAAAAUGGGUUUCUACCCCUAAAGCAGAGAUUCAAUCGAAUAGCCGUCGUGGGGCCCAUGUCCAAUAGCCCCGCCGUUCUGUAUGGCGACUACAGCCCCACCAUCGACGAGGACUUGACCGUGACCCCGUUUGGCGGCCUGCUUCAACUCAGUGACGUGACCGUGUCGGAGGACGGAUGUACUGACCCUCGGUGUACUAUCUACGAGCCGGCAAAUGUCAUCGACGUGGUGAAAAGUUCUGAACUUACGUUUGUCUGUCUGGGCACAAGCAACAUGAUUGAGAGUGAGGGUAAUGACCGUGCGGACUUGGAGUUGCCAGGGAAACAGCUCCAGCUGCUGCAGGAUGCUGUCACUGCUGCUGACGGGAAACCAGUGGUGCUGCUCCUGUUUAAUGCUGGUCCUCUCAACAUCACCUGGGCCGUCCAAAGCCCAGGCGUCGUCGCCAUUUUGGAAUGCUUCUUUCCUGCUCAGAGCGCAGGAACAGCGAUCUUCAUGGCACUGACCAACUAUGGUGGAGUGAGCUCUCCUGCUGGUCGCCUGCCGGCAACUUGGCCACUUCUGGCGUCCCAGAUUCCAGAAAUGGUGAACUACUCCAUGGUUGGCAGAACCUACCGAUAUUUUGAAGGCCUGACUCUGUAUCCUUUCGGCUACGGUCUGUCUUACACGACCUUCACCUACAGUGAGCUCAGGACACCAGACACCUUGACCCCUGGUGAAGAUCUCGUUCUCCAAGUAACGGUCACCAACACAGGAGAGGUGACGGCAGACGAGGUGACACAGGUGUAUGUUCAGUGGAUCAAUUCCUCAGUACCCACCCCUCGUCUUCAGCUGGUGGCCUUUAACCGCACCACCCUGUACCCCUCCCAACCCCAGACUCUGACAUUUACCGUGAAAGCUAGUUAUCUGGAAGUAUACACAGAUAACGGAUGGGAGUUUGAACCAGGACUGCUACUCGUCUAUGUGGGAGGACAGCAGCCAUAUCAAGAGCCCUCCGUGGGAUCGAACGUCCUGGAUGCCGUCAUUGUGAUGAAGACUGGGAGGUAACGCCGUGUCACAUCCGUCCUCCCCCGCACUCUCGCCUCCAUCGAAAAAGAUCUUGUAUUCUGCAUUUCUGGAAAUUAUAGCUGUUUUCAAAUAAAUCCAAGUUUUAAGUUUG